Aegilops tauschii subsp. strangulata is the source of this 1847-nucleotide messenger RNA. RefSeq names its product organic cation/carnitine transporter 4. Gene Ontology annotation, biological process: transmembrane transport. Gene Ontology annotation, cellular component: membrane. The record is from RefSeq and is a predicted model, not a curated record. Gene Ontology annotation, molecular function: transmembrane transporter activity. NCBI's taxonomy places the organism in Eukaryota, Viridiplantae, Streptophyta, Magnoliopsida, Poales, Poaceae.
UUGACUCCUGUGUCGGGCAGUUGCCUCGCUCCGCCUACGCGGCUACAAGUACCACGCGCCCUAGCUGCUAGCUAACGACGAGCGCCAAGGGUAGUAAACCAGAGUGAGUACUGCCAACACCACGCUCGCACAUGUCGACCACGGAGGCGCUCCUCCCCGCCUCCGGCAGCGGCGGCGCCGGCGGCGGGGAGCGCUUGAGCAUCGACGACGCGCUGGCGCUGCACGCGGGGGAGUUCGGGCGGUGGCAGCUGUGGCACUUCCUGCUGGUGACGGCGGCGUGGACGCUGGAGGCGAUGCACACCAUGGUGAUGAUCUUCGCCGACCGCGAGCCGGCCAUGUGGUGCCCCGCGGGGGACGGGCGGUGCCGCGACCGCUGCGCCGGCGCCGCGGCCGGGUGGGAGUGGGAGCAGGGGAGCGGCUCGUCGACGGUGGCCGAGUGGGGCCUCGUCUGCGGCGAGCGCUACAAGGUCGGCCUCGUCCAGGCCUUGUUCUUCGCCGGCUGCAUGAUCGGCGCCGGCGUUUUUGGGCAUCUGUCAGACUCUUUUAUGGGUCGGAAGGGGACCCUACACAUGGUGUGCUUUCUCAAUGCCAUCUUCGGCCUCCUCACCGCGCUCUCCCCCAAUUAUUGGGUCUACAUGGCCUUGCGCCUUCUCACAGGAUUUAGCGCUGGAAGCGUUUGCCUUUGUGCCUUCGUCCUCGCCACGGAGCCGAUAGGCCCAUCCUAUCGUGGGGUCACCGGCAUGUCCACUUGCUACUUCUUCUCCGGAGGCAUCGCAGUCCUUGCCGGCAUAGCCGCGAUGUGCCAGUCAUCCUGGCGCUUGCUCUACGUCGUCACUUCCAUGCCAUCACUUGUCUUCGCGCUCGCCGUCAUGCCGUUCGUAUCCGAGUCCCCGCGUUGGUACCUCGUGCGGCGACGCACCGACGACGCAAUGCGGAUUCUACGAAACAUUGCAUCUACUAAUGGCAGAAGCAUCCCAGAUGGUGUCACGCUCAAGCUCGAUGAUGAAGAUGACCUCAACAAGAAGGUCGAGGAGUCGUCGUCGACGAUCUUGGAUGUGUUCCGAUCGCGAGCAACGCGGGGCAGGCUCGUGCUGUCGGUGAUCAUCAGCUUCCUUUGCUCCGCAGUGUACUUUGGGCUGAGCCUCAACGUGGUCAACCUAAAGCUUAACCUUUACAUCAGCGUGGUUGCUAACUGUCUCGCUGAGAUGCCCGGGUUCCUGCUUACUACAGUGCUCCUCCAACGUUUUGGCCGGAAACCACUCGCUAUUGGCUCGAUGAUUCUCAGCGGCAUUUUCUGCACAUCUGCCAGUCUUAUUGCCGGUGUCGGUGCCUUGAGGGUGGUGAGGAUGGCAUGCGGGAUGGUAGGAAUCUUUGGAAUGGCAGCGACAUACAGCCUGUUGGUCGUAUACACUGCAGAGUUGUUCCCAACAGCUGUACGUACCGCGGCGAUGGGAUGUACAGCACAGGCAUCGCAGAUGGGCGCCAUACUGGCGCCCUUGGUGGUUGUGCUUGGGGAGCAAGUGCCAUUCGCGGUGUUCGGCGUGUUUGGCAUCAUUGGUGGGCUGCUUGUGAUCUGCCUCCCAGAGACUAUGAACAAGCCCUUGUACGACACCAUGUUCGGGCUGGAGAAAGGGGAGAGGGCGCCUAUAAGUGAAGGAGGAGUUAUACCGGGGAACUCCGAAAUUUGACUAGUUUUUGUAAUUAUCGAGACUGAAAGAUGUUACCACGGAAAUGUUGCACACAAGAGCGAUUGGCACAUGCUUCAACGAAUUGUUAUUUGGCGUUGUGCUAAUGCAUAGCUUACUUUUUAAGAAUUCAGUUGAUUGUUCCUACAUGUAAUAUGUUUC